Molecule: messenger RNA, 743 nt
Organism: Aspergillus saccharolyticus JOP 1030-1
Lineage: Eukaryota; Fungi; Ascomycota; Eurotiomycetes; Eurotiales; Aspergillaceae
Exons: 2
Source: RefSeq, a predicted model, not a curated record
CUCUAUCCUUCCUCCCUUCCCAAUUACACUCCAAACUCCCAUCAAUUGCUUCAUCCCUACUUUUCCAUACACUCAAUUUCACCUUCUACAAUCACGAACCACUAGAAACACCUACUCCAUGGCUCUCGCACGCUCUCAAUUCCUGCGCACCUCCGCCCGCGCUCUGGGCACCGUGCGACAAAUGCCCACCCAGCAAUUUGCUCGUCGAACAUACGCCCAAGCCGCUCAAUCGACCAACAAGUCCUCCGACCUUCCCUGGCUCAUUGGCUCCCUCGGCCUCGGCAUCCCCGGAGCUUACUACCUGCUCGCAACCGGCCCCAAAGCCGCCGCCUCCUCGCACGACACCCCCGACACCCACAACCACGGCGAGCCCAAGGGCAAGGUGUCGACCUCCGCUCCGAUCGAGAAGGAAGAAGCCGCUGCCGCCAAGGACUCGACUCCCCAACCAGACCGUGACGCCGAGCAAAAGAUUGAGUCGUCGGAUUCGGGCGCAGCAGCUGCCUCGACGGAUGGAAAGGCGCCUUCUGAGGCUGAUGAGGUACGUUCCCUUCUGUGCUUGUUCCGAUUUUGUGUGUGGCUUGGAAGGGUGUGGGGUUCGAGUUUCGUGGAUUGUUCAGUUGUUGGCUGUGAUUGAUGUGAUAGUACUGACGCAGUCGGCCAACAAAAAAAUAGCCAUCGACCCGUAAGGAGGCCGGUAAUUUCUCUACUAUCUCCGGCAAGCAGGAGGGCCUUUCCAACACCAC